Messenger RNA from Spodoptera litura, 1390 nucleotides. It is a transcript of the gene Fancl, whose product is annotated as E3 ubiquitin-protein ligase Fancl. Gene Ontology annotation, molecular function: ubiquitin protein ligase activity. Gene Ontology annotation, cellular component: nucleus; Fanconi anaemia nuclear complex. The record is from RefSeq and is a predicted model, not a curated record. Lineage: Eukaryota; Metazoa; Arthropoda; Insecta; Lepidoptera; Noctuidae. Gene Ontology annotation, biological process: interstrand cross-link repair; protein monoubiquitination.
CCAAACAAAAUCCUCUGUUGACAUUGACAGGUUGUCAAUUUCCUCUAAAAGUUCAAAUCAAUAAUUUUAGUUUGUUUGUAUGCUCUUUGAUUUGAUCACAUUUCAGUUAUACUUAUCUUCAACCUGCAUAUCAGAAUUAAUAAGAGUAUUAGAAAGAAUGGAAUACAUGGCGCAAAAUACGCACUAUGUUGAAGACAUAAAAGAUUUGUUUGAAUUUUCAGGCAGCUUACAAAACUUGUUGCAAUUUAACACAACACUUACACAAUCAGUUAAAUCGGAAUUAAUUGAUGUUGAAAUUUUAGACGAAAUAAAACAUAUUACAAAUUACGAAAACACAGCUGUAUAUUUUGGUAAAACUUUACGAGACAUAAAAAUUGUUAUAGAGGAUGAUGAACUAAGGAAGCAUGAAAUUUAUUUGGAAUAUAAAGCUCCCAAAAAGUUAAUUAUUACUAAUCUUCAGUUACCUUCUUCUAUUAAACUUAAUCGUGAAUAUAGUGGUAUCAAAGAUAUAUUAGACACAGUCAAACAAAAUAUCAAUGACUUGGCUAGAUAUUUCUUCGAGUUAGAAAACAUAGAUCAACUCUGUAGUGUAAUGGAGCCUAUAAAUGGUUCAUUCAAAGAUGAUUAUAGAAGGAUAUUUCUCGAUGACAGGACUUGGCUGCAUGUUGAGGUGACUCCAGAAGGUGUAGCAACCAACAUUCAUUUGAUUGGGCAAUCUAUGCAUUGGCACAACAAACUACAAUCAGGAUUACUAAAUUGGGAUCAUGAUAAAAGUAUUGUUGACAAUAUAAUGAUAACAUUUGAUUUGUUUCAGUUCCCUCAACCUACAUUCAAACAUGGUGCACCACUAGGUAUGGACACUGAAGAUACCAUGGAGAAUCCAAUUGUUUGUGGCAUUUGUUUGUGCACAGAAUUGCCAGGCAGCCCUGGUGUGCCACAGCCUCUAUGUCAGAAUAUAUCCUGCGGGGUUUAUUACCACAGAACUUGUCUGUAUCAGUGGUUAGUUGCAUGUUCUGGCAGUCGGCCGCCCGCUUUUGGUGUUGCAAAUGGAAGCUGUCCUACCUGUCUUCAAUCUAUAGCAUGCAGUGAAAAAGAUAAUUGAACUUGUUAAUUAUUUUUAAGUUGAAUCUGUGAUAAAGCAUUAAAACUGAUAUGCGAAAUAUGCAGUUUCAAUUGAUAAUUAAUAUACUACACAAUAUUAAAAGUAGGUAUAGAUACUUCUAUACAUUUAUACGCUCGUGACUAUUGCCAAAGGAUUAGUAAGCUGAAGUGGCAGUGGGCCAGUUACAUUUGUUGAAGAAUAUCAAUUCUUCGACAAAGUGUGUGGGUAAAAAAGUUCUAGAGUGGAGACUGCGUCUAGGUUAACGUAGUGUAGGGCGCCCUCCAGCUA